CAUGCAGUUGGUUGAAUAGUUUCCAAAUGGACAGGAGCAAGGGGAGCGUAGCUAUAUAGAAAGAAAACAAAGAUGGCGAAACCCUCCAUUGCAAUGAGCUUCGCUUCCGAAGCAAAAAUUGCAGACGACAUUCCUGGGGAAGAUGUAAUCAGAGUUCUGAAAUUUCUCCGAGGAGUUGGAAUCUCGGACCCUGUCCCAGAUGAGUUCGAUGCUAAAAAGGAUACCUACUCCGACAUCAUUCGUGACCUCCUCAAGCCCCUUCACAUCUCCCCAGGCCGUGUCACCUGCCUCGUAUCUGUGAAGCCUGCUGUCACUAAUUUCUAUUCCGGAUUUCAUGGAGGAGCUAUUGCUGCUGUUGCUGAGGCUGUGUCCAUGGCUUGUGCAAGAACUCUCGUGGCUAAGGAUAAGGAGCUUUUUCUGGGGGAACUAAGCAUUUCUUACCUCUCUAGUGCAACAAAGAAUGAAGAGGUGAUAGUUGACGCAUCUGUUGUGCGGAGUGGAAGAAACCUCUGCGUGAUAGCUCUUGAAUGGAAACUCAAGAAAACUGGGCGUUUGGUUUACACUGCUCGUGCUACCUUCUACCACACGCCUGUUGCAAAAUUAUGAUUUCUAUAGCACAUCUUGUCAAUUUGCUGCCAUCUGCAUGGUUAUUCCGAUAUAGAUCGCUAUUCAGUAACCAUAAGAUGAAUUAUAUCUACGUGUAUGCAUACAAUUACGUGCAACGGGGACAUGAAAGUUCUUUUCAUAUCUGUAGUGUCUUUGAUUUCAUACCCAGCAACCAUAUUUUGAUUGUUGAGCAAUUGCUACUGUUCUAUAAUUUGAAGGAAAGGAGACCCAAAGAAGUGUGUUUUGAGAGGAAA
Malus domestica (apple) is the source of this 860-nucleotide messenger RNA. RefSeq lists its product as uncharacterized. Gene Ontology annotation, molecular function: fatty acyl-CoA hydrolase activity. NCBI's taxonomy places the organism in Eukaryota, Viridiplantae, Streptophyta, Magnoliopsida, Rosales, Rosaceae. The record is from RefSeq and is a predicted model, not a curated record.